Molecule: messenger RNA, 3618 nt
Organism: Striga asiatica
Lineage: Eukaryota; Viridiplantae; Streptophyta; Magnoliopsida; Lamiales; Orobanchaceae
Source: the annotation of a GenBank genome assembly
AUGCACUUUGGACGAAAACCUGAUUAUGAAAUGAGGAAUGCAGUUUCAUUUAUUGCCCCAGUUUUCAGGGAAGGCAAUUGUAAUGAAGAUAUAAAUUGCAGCUACAAAGUGAAAAAAGUUAAUUGGUCAGAACAUGCAAAAGCACACAACGACUUCUUGAGUCAAGAUAAAUUCUUGAGUGCAAACUUCCUUUUCUCGUUGUCAACUCAAAAACCUCAAACUGAUGAAGCAAUGAGUGCAAGGUCUGUGAUUUGUCAAGUUCGGGAUGUAGGAAGGAACACGGCACAAGUUGAAAAGGCUUGGAAGCUCCUGUCUGGCCUUCAGUUAUCUUCUCGAAGUUAUAUCAAACCUGGAAAAACUCUUUCUCUAUGCAAAGAUGGAAAUGCUUUCGUAUCUCAGAGCACAAGACAAACAUCUAAAUGCUCAUCUGGUUUGAAAAGCACAGGAUGUCACCAGAAUUAUCAAAACCCUGCAAAAGAUGAAGUACAUACUGGUGAAACCAAUAGAAACUCGGGCAGUACCUGGGCAUCACGAGCAUUUGAGUCUAAAGAGAUCCCUCGCCCCAGAGUGAAUGCCCCCACCAAGUCCUCAACUAAUGUCAUUGAUGAUGAUAACAUGGAUGAUGAUGACAUUUUGGAGCUAGGCAUCUGUCCUGAAGCUUCAAGUCACCUGCAGGCUAUGAAGGAUACUCUAAUAUGUAUAUCAAAUGAUCUUCUUGAUAAUGUUGGUGAGAUCAAUUCAGAGAGAAUCCAGGCCCUUCAACAAGAAAGGCAACUGCUGAGGAAGCAGAUUCAGCAGCUUGAGAAACAUCUCCAAACAACGUUGGUGAACGAGGAAAGGAAAAUGUCUCAUUUUUCUGCUUCCACAACAACCCAUAUGCCAUGUCAACAUGACACCGCUUCACCAAUGCCAUCUAGAAUUGAACCCAGAAGGCUAGAUUCCCAGUUUCAAGCAAACAAUGAGCCAUAUGCAUUUGAUAGAUGGGGCCAAUCAUCUUCAUCAUUUUAUUCUACAGAUGGGUUUGGUUUAUCAAAUGCUCCUGUGGAGAGAGAACCGUAUAUUCCAAAAAAUAUUGACAUAAAUUACAUAGAUGGUUCAACUGACAAAAAAUGGAGCAGUCGGGAAUUUGCUUGGACAAAGAAACUAGAGACAAACAACAAAAAAGUGUUUGGCAAUCAUUCUUUCCGUCCAAACCAAAGGGAGGUGAUCAAUGCUACAAUGAGCGGCCACGAUGUUUUUGUAUUAAUGCCAACUGGAGGGGGUAAAAGCUUGACUUAUCAGCUCCCUGCUCUUAUAUGUCCUGGCAUAACUUUGGUCAUUUCUCCUCUCGUUUCUCUCAUUCAAGACCAAAUAAUGCAUCUACUGCAGGCAAAUAUACCUGCUUCUUAUCUGAGUGCCAACAUGGAGUGGACAGAGCAGCAGGAGAUUCUAAGAGAGCUUAGUUCUGAUUAUUGCAAGUACAAGUUGUUAUAUGUCACUCCAGAGAAAGUUGCUAAGAGUGAUGCUCUACUGCGUCAGUUGGAGAGCUUACAUUCACGUGACUCUCUUGCUCGUAUUGUCAUUGAUGAAGCUCAUUGUGUUAGCCAAUGGGGACAUGAUUUUAGACCAGAUUACCAGGGUCUUGGUAUGUUGAAACAGAAGUUUCCGAACAUACCUGUCUUGGCCUUAACUGCUACUGCUACUAUUAGCGUUAAGGAAGAUGUUGUGCAAGCACUAGGUCUGGUAAACUGCAUUGUCUUUCGGCAAAGUUUUAAUCGUCCAAAUUUACGAUAUUCUGUGGUUCCAAAGACAAAGAAGUGUGUGGAAGAGAUUGACAAGUUUAUCAGAGAGAGUCAUUUUGAUGAAUGUGGAAUCAUAUACUGUCUAUCGAGAAUGGAUUGUGAAAAAGUUGCUGAAAAGUUACAGGAGUAUGGACACAAAGCAGCCUUUUACCAUGGCAGCAUGGACUCUGAGCAGCGUGCAAUGGUUCAGAAGCAGUGGAGCAAGGAUGAGAUCAACGUUAUAUGUAUUAAUAAGCCUGAUGUUCGGUUUGUCAUUCACCAUUCUCUUCCAAAAUCCAUUGAAGGCUACCAUCAGGAGUGUGGUCGUGCUGGUCGGGAUGGUCUGCCUUCGACUUGUGUUUUAUACUACAGUUAUAGUGAUUAUAUUCGCGUGAAACACAUGAUUAGUCAAGGAGCUUUUGAGCAAAGUUCCCUAUCGUCAGGCUAUCAUCGUGCAAAUACGGCACCUUCAGGGAGGUUAUUGGAGACAAACUCCGAGAAUCUGCUACGAAUGGUUAGCUACUGUGAAAAUGAUGUUGAUUGUCGACGUCUCCUACAACUAAUUCAUUUUGGAGAGAAGUUUGAUUCUAUGAACUGCCAGAAAACAUGCGAUAAUUGUUUCAAGAGUCAAAACUAUGUGGAGAAAGAUGUGACUCAGACUGCAAAGCAGCUGGUCGAAUUAGUAAAGACAACAAACCAGCAGUUUUCAGCUGCUCAUCUCCUGGAGGUGUACAGAGGUUCCUUGAACCAGUUUGUCAAGAAACACAAACAUGAGAAGUUGAGAUUGCAUGGAGCUGGAAAACUUUUGGCCAAGGGUGAAGCAUCUCGUGUACUCCGUCAUCUGGUCACUGAAGAUAUCCUGAUUGAAGAUGUGAAGAAAAGUGAUAUGUUUGGAUCUGUAUCGUCAGUAUUGAAGGUGAAUGGACCCAAGGCCAACAAUCUUGUUUCUGGAGUUCAGACAAUUAAACUAAGAUUCCCAGGUGGUGCCAAAGCAUCUAAGUCAAGUCGAUCAGCAGCCGCCACUCCAGCAAAAGUCUCAUUGCCUAUGGAAAAGAAAAGCUUUACGCAGAUGGAUAUUCCAGCAGCCCAACCUCAAUCCGAAGCGAAAUUGGGCCUUCCAGCCAAAUUAUAUGGUGCAUUGCGAGCACUUAGAACCACCCUUAUCAAUGAAGCUGAAGAGAUUGGGCUGGGUGCUCAUCACGUUUUCACAACUACCAUAUUACAAAGCAUCUGCAGGGCUAUUCCUAGAACCAAAGACGAGCUCCUAGAAGUUGACGGCAUUGGAGAUGGCAAGCUCAUGAGAUACGGUGAUCGUGUCCUGGAAACUAUAGAGGUCACCAUCAGAGAACAUAACAGGGAUAAAAACGGCACCAGCAGUAAUGACAGCUCGGAUUCGAGAAAAAGGGGAAAUGACACCAAGGUCUCGAGUGGUACCUCAAACGACGAUGAUUUUGUCGAGAGCACUGGCCGGACGAGAAAGAGGCUGGCAAAAAACCAGGAUAAAAAUCUUGAGCCGGUUUAUGAUGCAUUUCACGAAUUUGAUGAUAUCGACUUUGAUGACGAUCUGAUUGAUGUUGAGGUUAGCGAGGUGGUUCGGGUGAAUGGCGGCAGGGUCUUGCCUUCGUGGCCGAUUAAUGGGAGUUGAGGUUUGAGUUGGUUGGUUUUCUGAAAUGGUUCUUCUUUUGGGAGGGAAAUUGUAGUUGUGUUUGGUUUUGUUCUUAUGUUUCUAUGAGGGGGUUAAGGUUUCUUUUUGUGUAUUUAUUAUUUAUUUAUCUAAUCUCUUCUAAGUUGAAUAUGGAGGACUAAUGAUAAUAAUCUUUAGUGAUGCGGUUUUGGGUUUCCAAAUCGUGAAGUUAGA